This is a messenger RNA of Suncus etruscus (white-toothed pygmy shrew), 5995 nucleotides long. It is a transcript of the gene ZMYM4, whose product is annotated as zinc finger MYM-type containing 4. The transcript has 30 exons. NCBI's taxonomy places the organism in Eukaryota, Metazoa, Chordata, Mammalia, Eulipotyphla, Soricidae. The record is from RefSeq and is a predicted model, not a curated record. The coding region runs from base 32 to 4681 and encodes 1549 amino acids. Gene Ontology annotation, molecular function: zinc ion binding.
GCCGCCGCAGCGGUUCCGAGUGGGGCCCAACAUGGCGGAGCGAGAGGUGGAGCCGGGCCCCCGAAAGAGGUUUGAGCAAAAAGCUGGUGCGGUGUUUGAUGAAAUUGUAGAGAACUGUGGUGGUAUCAUGGAUACAGAAAUGUCUGAAGAUAUAGACCGCAACUUAACUCCUACCCUUGACAGCAUGUCUUAUGGAAUGCCGAAUCAAACAGGAUCUGAAAAUUCAUUGCUGGAUGAAGAUGAUUAUUUUUUGAACUCUGGGGAUCUUGCUGGAAUUCCAGUCGUUGGUAGUGACAAUGAGGAUGAACAGGAUUUUAGUUCAAAGGACAAUCUUGUUUCUUCAAUUCAUACUGAUGAUAGCUUGGAAGUAGAGAGAAGAGUUACACAACAUGAAUCAGACAAUGAAAGUGAAAUACAAAUUCAAAGUAAAUUAAAAAAAGACUUUCCUAAACAGUUUGAUCAGGUUUCUGUCUUUAAAUCAAUCCGGAAAGAUUUUAGUCUAGUAAGAGAAAACAGCAAAGACACAUUUUCUGGAAAGGAGAAAAAUAGAGACCUAACAUAUGAACGUGAAAAACGGUUGGAUAAACCUCAUAAAGAGUUGGAUUCAAGGUUGAAAAGCAGUUUUUUUGAUAAAGCAGCUAAUCAAGUUGAAGAAACAUUACAUACCCAUUUACCACAAACCCCAGAAACAAACUUUAGGGACUCCAGCUAUCCAUUUGCCAAUAAAGAAUCCAUUGGUUCGGAACUGGGGAAUUCCUUUGCAUCAAAUAUUAGAAUUAAAGAAGAACCUUUGGAUGAUGAGUAUGACAAAGCAAUGGCACCACAGCAGGGACUACUAGACAAAAUUAAAGAUGAACCUGACAAUGCUCAAGAGUAUAGUCAUGGCCAACAGCAAAAAAGUCAAGAGGGGGAACUGAAAAUUAGUGCUGUGUUUUCAGUCAGUGGCAGUCCUCUUGCUCCACAGUUGACUACUGGCUUUCAGCCUUCGCUGGCAUCAUCUGGCAUGAAUAAAAUGCUUCCUUCAGUUCCAGCCACAGCUGUUCGAGUUUCCUGUUCUGGUUGUAAAAAAAUUCUUCAAAAAGGGCAAACUGCUUAUCAGAGGAAAGGAUCUACUCAGCUUUUCUGCUCCACACUGUGCCUCACUGGAUAUACAGUUCCACCUGCCCGCUCACUGCCUCUUCCCACCAAGAAAACUUGUUCAAGCUGCUCAAAGGACAUUUUAAAUCCAAAGGAUGUGAUCAGUGCCCAAUUUGAAAAUGCUACUACUAGUAAAGAUUUUUGCAGUCAGUCAUGUUUGUCGACUUAUGAACUGAAAAGAAAACCUGUUGUCACCAUCAAUACAAAUAGCAUAUCAACCAAAUGUAGUAUGUGUCAGAAGAAUGCUGUUAUUCGACAUGAAGUUAAUUAUCAGAAUGUUGUACAUAAGCUUUGCAGUGAUGCCUGCUUCUCUAAGUUUCGCUCUGCUAACAACCUUACCAUGAACUGUUGUGAGAACUGUGGGGGUUACUGCUAUAGUGGUUCUGGACAAUGCCACAUGCUUCAGGUAGAGGGACAGUGGAAGAAAUUUUGUAGUUCAUCAUGUGUCACAGCAUACAAGCAGAAAGCAGCCAAAAUUACACCAUGUGCACUUUGCAAAUCAUUGAGAUCCUCAACAGAAAUGAUCGAAAAUACCAAUAGCUUGGGAAAGACAGAGCUUUUCUGUUCUGUUAACUGCUUAUCUGCUUACAGAGUUAAAAUGGUUACUUCUGCAGGUGUACAAGUUCAGUGUAACAGUUGUAAGACCUCAGCAAUCCCACAGUAUCACCUAGCCAUGUCAGAUGGAAGUAUACGCAAUUUCUGCAGCUACAGUUGUGUGGUAGCUUUCCAGAAUUUGUUCAACAAACCAGCUGGAAUGAAUUCUUCAGUAGUUCCCUUGUCACAGGGCCAAGUAAUUGUAAGCAUCCCCACAGGUUCUACAGUAUCAGCAGGAGGAGGUAACACCUCUGCUGUUUCUCCUACUUCCAUCAGUAGUUCUGCUGCAGCUGGUCUACAGCGUCUUGCUGCUCAAUCUCAACAUGUUGGGUUUACACGAAGUGUUGUAAAACUCAAGUGUCAGCACUGUAAUCGUCUUUUUGCCACAAAACCAGAACUUCUUGACUACAAGGGUAAAAUGUUUCAGUUCUGUGGCAAGAAUUGUUCUGAUGAAUAUAAGAAAAUAAAUAAUGUUAUGGCAAUGUGUGAAUAUUGUAAAAUUGAGAAACUUAUAAAGGAGACAAUACGGUUCUCAGGUGCUGACAAGUCAUUCUGUAGUGAAGGUUGCAAAUUGCUUUAUAAACAUGACUUAGCAAAACGCUGGGGAAAUCACUGUAAAAUGUGCAGUUACUGUUUACAGACAUCUCCCAGAUUGGUACAGAAUAAUUUUGGGGGGAAGGUAGAAGAGUUCUGUUGUGAAGAUUGCAUGUCCAAAUUUACAGUUUUGUUCUUUCAGAUGGCCAAAUGUGAUAGUUGUAAGCGACAGGGUAAACUUAGUGAGUCCUUGAAAUGGCGAGGAGAAAUGAAACACUUCUGUAAUCUGCUUUGUAUCUUGAUGUUCUGUAAUCAGCAAAGUUUGUGUGAUCUGCCUUCACAAAACAAUACAGCAAGUAUUUCCAUGGUGCCAGCCGCUUCAGCAGGGCCCCCAUCACUAAGAAAAGAUUCAACUCCUGUUAUAGCUAAUGUAGUAUCAUUAGCAAGUGCUCCAGCUGCUCAACCGACAGUUAAUUCUAACAGCGUUUUACAAGGUGCAGUUCCAACAGUAACAGCGAAAAUCAUUGGGGAUGCAAGUACACAAACAGAUGCCCUGAAAUUGCCGCCUUCCCAGCCUCCAAGACUUUUGAAGAAUAAAGCUUUAUUGUGCAAACCCAUCACACAGACUAAAGCCACCUCUUGCAAACCACAUACCCAAAAUAAGGAAUGCCAGACAGAAGACAGUCUAAGUCAGCCCAAGAUUGUUGUGGUGCCAGUUCCUGUACCAGUGUUUGUGCCAUUACCUCUUCAUCUUUAUACUCAGUAUGCACCAGUCCCAUUUGGCAUUCCAGUUCCAAUGCCUGUCCCUAUGCUUAUUCCAUCCUCAAUGGAUAAUGAAGAUAAAGUCCCUGAGAGUAUUGAGGACAUUAAGGAAAAGCUUCCCUCAAAUCCAUUUGAAGCUGAUCUUCUUGAGAUGGCAGAAAUGAUCGCAGAAGAUGAAGAAAAGGAGAAGACUCUAUCCCAGGGAGGAUCACAAACUUCUGAACAGGAACUUUUUCUAGACACCAAGAUUUUUGAAAAAGACCAAGGAAGUACAUAUAGUGGUGAUCUUGAAUCAGAAGCAGUAUCUACUCCUCAUAGCUGGGAAGAAGAGUUGAAUCAUUAUGCCUUAAAGUCAAAUGCUGCGCAAGAGCCUGAUUCAGAAUUGAAGCAGUUCUCAAAAGGGGAAACUGAACAGGAUCUGGAAGCAGAUUUUCCAUCAGAAUCCUUUGACCCACUUAAUAAAGGACAGGGGAUCCAGGCACGUUCUCGAACAAGACGACGGCACAGAGAUGGCUUUCCACAGCCCAGAAGAAGAGGACGAAAGAAGUCUAUAGUAGCUGUGGAGCCCAGGAGUCUUAUUCAAGGAGCCUUUCAAGGGUGCUCAGUAUCUGGGAUGACGUUAAAAUACAUGUAUGGUGUAAAUGCAUGGAAGAACUGGGUUCAGUGGAAAAAUGCAAAGGAAGAGCAGGGUGAUCUGAAAUGUGGCGGAGUUGAACACACCUCAUCAAGCCCAUGUUCUGACCCCUUAGGAAAUGCUCAUGAUCACACACACGCUCAAGAAUCCUCAGAGCCAGGCUGUAGAGUUCGCUCUAUCAAAUUGAAGGAGGAUAUUUUGUCCUGCACUUUUGCUGAGUUGAGUUUGGGCUUAUGCCAGUUUAUCCAAGAGGUGCGGAGACCAAAUGGUGAAAAGUAUGAUCCAGACAGUAUCUUAUACUUGUGCCUUGGAAUUCAGCAGUACCUGUUUGAAAAUGGUAGGAUAGAUAACAUUUUUACUGAGCCCUAUUCCAGAUUUAUGAUCGAACUUACCAAACUCUUGAAAAUAUGGGAACCUACAAUACUUCCUAAUGGUUACAUGUUCUCUCGAAUUGAAGAAGAGCAUUUAUGGGAAUGCAAACAGCUGGGUGCUUAUUCACCAAUUGUCCUCUUGAACACCCUCCUUUUCUUCAAUACCAAAUAUUUUCAACUAAAGAAUGUUACUGAGCACUUGAAACUUUCAUUUGCCCAUGUGAUGAGACGGACCAGGACUCUGAAGUACAGCACCAAGAUGACAUAUCUGAAGUUUUUCCCACCUUUACAGAAGCAGGAGUCAGAACCAGAUAAGGUAACUAUUGGCAAGAGGAAACGAAAUGAAGAUGAUGAAGUUCCAGUAGGUGUGGAGAUGGCAGAAAAUACUGACAACCCUCUAAGAUGUCCGGUUCGACUUUAUGAGUUUUACCUGUCGAAAUGUUCUGAGAGUGUGAAGCAGAGGAAUGAUGUGUUUUAUCUGCAACCUGAGCGCUCCUGUGUUCCAAAUAGCCCCAUGUGGUACUCAACAUUUCCCAUAGACCCUGGCACCCUGGACACCAUGUUAACACGAAUUCUCAUGGUCAGGGAGGUACACGAAGAACUUGCCAAAGCUAAAUCAGAAGACUCUGAUGUUGAAUUAUCUGAUUAGAGCUGAAGUAGGGUUGCUAUUUUCAUACAUUGGUAUGCACCAAACUGUGAAUGCAUCCAGCUUUGGAAAAUGCUGUAUAAGCCUAAGUCCUCUUGACUUGAUAAUAAAUAUUGGAAAAGAGAAGACUCGUGAACCACAGUGUGGAUGUACAAAUGGAAACUGAAGGAAAGAAUUUGAACUGAAGACUGUUCUUUGACAGUGCUCUAGUUCUUAGAUAUGUUCAGAAGGACUAACCAAUUUCUCUGAGUGGUGCAUAAUCUUAUUUUGUUUGGGAAUAACAAAUCAUGGCAUAUUUUUAAGGAAAACUGUUGUAUAAAACUCUACCAUAGUAACCUUAGACCUUAGAGAAGUAGCUUUGGAGUGAAACCUUGGCUGCAAUACGCUGCUUGAGCAAGUCCUGUGUAAAAGUUCCGGGAGACACCUUAAUGGAACUAAGAAUGGCAUCAGAUAAGCACUGGGACUUGUACUUGAGGACCCAAUAAGAAUAAGCAGCUUUUUUUUUUUAAGGUAGAGAGUGAAAUGGUUUUGCUUUUGAUUCUCACUGCCAAGAUUUUGCUGUGAAGAUGGAAGCCUUUGGCAAAAGCCUUCUUAGCUCUUCACAGUCCCUCCCUCUCACUUUCUGCAGCCAUGGGUCUGGAUGUUGGUAAAUUAAGGUAGAAGGUCUGAUAUUCUGCAAAUUGAUCAUGUACACAGGAAAUCAGUGAAACCUAUUAGACCUCAGCUGUCUUGAAAUAUGUGUGAAAGCCCACUGAAAUACCCAACUCUGGGUCUUGGCCUUUAUUGCUGCUGUCUCAUAGCCUGGGCUAUGGUACAUAGAAAUGGGGGUUCUCCAUUUGUUUUCACUUUGUCCCCAAAUGGCAGCUUUCCUCCCAUUGUUUUAUCUUCCUUCUUCCCAAACAAUCCCACUUCCUUUGUUGUUUGCCCCAAUUUCUGGAGACCCUUGUCAUUUCAUAAAAGAAUAAUCUCUCCUUAUUCUGGCAAACCUGUGGUGAUUCCACAAAGACACAGUAUUACUUAACUAUCAGAUAUGGUAGAAAAGGUCCUAGAAUGUUCCAAUAUAAAGCAUUUGGAAAAUGACUUUGUUACCCUAUGAGACUUGAAAGUAGGAAUUCUGGGGUUAGGGUACAAAGACAUUGAUAGUCUUGCAUAUCCACAAGCAGAUUGUCUUAUUAUAGGUUUACUUCAAACAUUAGCUGUUUUUGUAGUUCUAUGAGGAUUGCAAGUCAUAUGUGUAUUUGGCAUAUCAGUCCAUCUCCCUCAUUCUCAGUUUCCUUCCUCACAGAUUGUGAAUCAAAGCUUUUAUGAUAUUGACCA